Striga hermonthica is the source of this 1953-nucleotide messenger RNA. NCBI's taxonomy places the organism in Eukaryota, Viridiplantae, Streptophyta, Magnoliopsida, Lamiales, Orobanchaceae. The record is from the annotation of a GenBank genome assembly.
AUGGAUCCCGAUUACAGGGGUUAUCUAUUGUUCCACAUUGGAGUGGAAGGAUUUGAAGACGACGACGACGACGACGACGAAGAUUACCAAGAAGAGGAACAAAACGAAGACGAAGAAGAAGAAGACGAAGACGAAGAAGAGGAAGAGGAAGACGAAGGAGAAGAAGAGACGGAAGAUGAAGAAGAUAACAGCGACGGCGCGGACGAGGGUGAAUUGGAUGGUAACAACGGUGACGGUAACAGUGUCACUACGGGCACGACGCCGUCUGGAGAAGUUGUGAUUAUUGAAGACGGUGACGCCACGGAGGAGGGUGAGCGUGAAAGAGGCUGCAAAAAAGGGAGGGUCGGUGGUGGUGGUGAAGGGGGUGAAACGGCGUCGUUGAAUGGUGGAGAAUUUGGAGAGUUCAGUAGAGGUGAAGUGGAUGGAUUAUUUUGCCCCAUCUGCUUUGAAGCUUGGUCUUCUGGUGGUGAUCACCAUAUAUGUUGUUUGCCAUGUGGGCAUAUAUAUGGAUUAUCCUGUAUACGGAAAUGGCUGGCUCGUCGAGGCUCGAGCAAGUGCCCUCAAUGUAAAAAGAACUGUCGGAUGAAAGACAUUCGGCUACUUUAUGCCUCACAAAUAGUUGCCAUCGAUGGGGAGCUUCAGAAGACAGUACGAUCACUUGAAGCUAAAUGUGCAUCUCUUGAGAAACAGGGCGCUGAGUGGUUCAAUAAGGAACUGGAAUGGAAGAUAAAAGAACGUGAUUUGCGCAAGCAAGUUCAAUAUCUCGAAGAGCGGACUCGAAACUUGGAGGUCCUUCUAGCAAAUGAGGAAUGUAGAGCUUCAGGAUCAUCUGCAUCCAAUUGGAAUUCUCUUGGACCUGAUGCUAGCAGUAAUUUUCACAUGCAAGGAUGUUCAAAUAAAUUUACAAUACAGAAGGAGUUCCAGAUAGAAGGGGCUCGACUCUUUGACGUUGAUUCUUCCAGUGAGAACUAUAUAUUUGCUCGAAGGCUUCUAGGAAUGGGGGGAAUGCACGUGUUAACGAAAGUGUGCUUGUUAUAUAGUAACAAGAAGGAGGAUAUUCAACUCCCUGAGAACACAAAAGCUGUUAAGGACCUGCGACUUUCUCCGGAUGCUAAACUUGUACUGUUAGCAUCCUUGGGGAAGAAACUAUCCAUUGUUAGCACAGAGAGCAACAAUAAUGUUCUUACUUGGGAUUUGCAGGCUGCUGCCUGGUCAUGUUCAUGGGAUGUUUCCGAUUCUCAUUAUGUGUACACGGGCUUGCAGAAUGGCACGGUUUUGCAGUUUGACGUGCGUCACAACAUGAGAUAUGUAGAAUCCUUGAAUGGGUUGACUUGCAAUCCAGUCCAUUCAUUAUAUUCUCUUUCACCCUCUUCAUCUCGCAGUUCUUCUACCAGAAACGUUCUAACCAAAAAUAUUCUAACGGCAUCCUCACUCGGCUUAUGUCAAUGGGAUUUUGGUGUAAAUCAAGAAACGCCAUACUUAUUUCCCGAAUCAGACGAGCAAGAAGUUUGUAUUUCUCUAGCUCACUGUAAAACCAGUGAUGAUAUUGUUGCUUCAUAUCGUCCUAAAAUCGAGAUAACCGAUGGUCUCACUAUUUCUCAACCGACACAAAGUGCAGCCGGGCAAGGGACAUGGGGAACGCACAUCUAUUACGAAAAAAACACUUCUGGUUACAAAAAAUUCCGAACUAUUUGUGCCAAAGUGAGUGAUAUUAGACUCCCUAAAUCCACCAUUAUUGAUGGGGUAUAUGAAGACCGUGUGUUUGCUUCUGGAGACGAGUCGACUGGUGAACUCGUGCUGUAUGACUUGCCGUUUUUAUCAGUUUCUGGUCGGAUUAAACUCAGGAGCAAUCCUAUUCGUGAUGUGAAGUAUGUGCGCGGUUUGCAUUCGGGACUACUCAGCUGUUUGAGUGAGGAUACUCUGCAGCUAUACACAGCAGCCAUGCGAUUGUGA